Raphanus sativus (radish) is the source of this 1787-nucleotide messenger RNA. RefSeq names its product GTP cyclohydrolase 1-like. NCBI's taxonomy places the organism in Eukaryota, Viridiplantae, Streptophyta, Magnoliopsida, Brassicales, Brassicaceae. The record is from RefSeq and is a predicted model, not a curated record. Gene Ontology annotation, biological process: tetrahydrofolate biosynthetic process; tetrahydrobiopterin biosynthetic process. Gene Ontology annotation, cellular component: cytoplasm. The transcript has 2 exons. Gene Ontology annotation, molecular function: GTP binding; GTP cyclohydrolase I activity; zinc ion binding. Bases 264 to 1535 code for a protein of 423 amino acids.
CUUUCUUUUUAGCUGAUAGUGAUAGGCUAAACCUCUCAGAUCCAUCAAAAUAGUUUUUGAGUAACGAAUCCACACAUUCCUGAACGGAUCAACGUCGGACCCCACUCUCCCACUAUACACCUUCCGCACAUUAUCCAAACAAAAAAACAGAGAGUUUUAGAGAGGAGAUUCUUUGUAAUUAGAGAAGAACCAGUGUCACAGUCUAAAGUCUGUUCCUUUUUCUUACAUAAACUGAAUCUGAAGAGGUUAGAUUCGGAUUGUCAAUGAACUUAUUAGAUGAAGAGCUGGAGGUUGAGAACGGGGUGAAAAACGGUUGCUUUCCGCUUGCUUUCGAGUUAGAACCAGAGACCAUAGCGAUCCAAGAAGCUGUCAGAGUCAUAUUAAAAGGUCUUGGUGAAGAUCUCAAUCGUGAAGGCAUUAAAAAGACUCCCUUUCGUGUCGCCAAGGCUCUCCGACAAGGAACCAGAGGUUAUAAACAGAAAGUACAAGACUUUGUACAGAGUGCUCUGUUUCCAGAAACAGGGUUGGACGAUGGGCAAGCAGGAGGAGUGGGAGGUCUCGUUGUUAUCCGAGAUCUAGACCAUUACUCUUACUGUGAAUCUUGCUUGCUUCCUUUUCAAGUCAAGUGCCACAUAGGAUACGUCCCUUCUGGGCAACGUGUUCUUGGCCUGAGCAAAUUCUCUAGAGUCGCCGACGUUUUCGCUAAGCGGCUACAAAAGCCUCAGCGUUUAGCUGAGGAGAUUUGCUCUGCUCUGCAGCAUUGGGUGGAACCUUCUGGAGUCGCUGUGGUUCUCCAGUGCUCUCAUCCCCACCGUGGUUUUGUGGAGGUAACGGUUAGUUCCGGUUCAGGGGGGUUUGAGGAUGAGAGUUCUGAUCUUUGGUGUGAGUUUCUGAGUCUUUUGAAGUUCAAAGGCGUGAAACUGAGUAGAGAUGUCUCUGUGGUGGAAGACUGGUGCCCGUUUGGUAUUGAAGACUCUUCAGAUACAGACUCAGAAAUGGUUUCAGCUGUGGUCUCUGUUCUGAGAGCUUUAGGAGAAGAUCCCGCAAGGAAAGAGCUAGUUUCCACUCCAACGAGGUACCUUAAACGGAUGAUGAAGUUCCAGAAAGUUAACUUUGAGAUGAAGCUGAACAGGUUCGACUGCAAACUCAAGGAGAGAAGGCUGAGUUGUGAGACGAAUAUCAAGUUUUGGUCAAUGUGUGAGCACCAUUUGCUUCCUUUCUAUGGAGUUGUGCAUAUUGGCUACUUCUGUGGUGCUGGACCAAAACCUGUUGAGAGGUCGCUGGUGGAGUCUAUUGUAAAGUUUUAUGGGUUUAAGCUUCAAGUGCAAGAGAGGAUGACUAGGCAAAUAGCGGAGACAUUGUCGCCACAGGUUAAUGGGGAUAUAAUCGUGGUGGUGGAAGCUGAGCAUACUUGUAUGAUCUCUAGGGGGAUUGAGAAGUUUGGGAGUAGCACAGCUACAGUUGCGGUUUUAGGUCGGUUUUCGAGUGACCUUUCUGCAAGAACUAAGUUCCUAGAGAGUAUUCAGAAAACAUAAUAGAAGAGGCAUAUUGUCUCUCGUAGUAUUAGAUAGAGAUUUAGAAACAGGGAUCACAAGACAGAUCGGUGUUCCAUGUUUGUUGUCUUUUUAUGGUUCUGAUUUGUUUCCUAUUUUCUACCAUUGUUUUGUGUUAUGAUUUCUCAUGCCUAAGUAUGUUUGGCUUUGAAAUAUAUUUUAAUAUGUUCUUCUGAUUAUGAUAGACAUAAAUUACAUCUUAAAAAUUGUAAAGUUCCGGUGUGAGUGAGGAGC